UUUUAGUGAUAAAUAUGUCAGAUUUUAAACAUUUUUAUUUGAAUUUUGUUGCCACAUGUGAACAAUACUUGUUUGAAACACUUUCUUUUGCGUUUUUAAAAAAAUUUGAGUAAAUUUUUGUUGACACACCAGGCGUUUCAGCCAUCUUCUUCCCACUGAAAAGAAACUUUCAAUUCUCUGGAAUCACAAAUGGUGUAAAUGAAAAAAUCAUAUAAGCAUGAUGUUCCAGGAUAAUAGUUCGAUGAGUUACAAGCAACUCAACCAGCAGGAAUGUUCUCAACAGGAGGACUCAGCGGAUGAGUAUGAAUUAACGGAAAAGCUGACCGCUGUUUCCAAGCGGAAGAAAAGCACGUGCAGGAUCAACUAUAAGCCCUUGCCCCCUAAGCAAGUGAAAAAUUUCAAAUUGAUCUUGUCCAAUUAUUUCAACUGCUCUCUUCCUGUCAAUGUCUACCGGUCCACCAAGACUGGCCUGACGGUGGUCGUCAGUGAGAUGGUCGGUCCCAUGGUUUCUGCUUAUGUGUCUUUUGCUACUGAAAGCUUAGGUGAUGACGGCUUACCAGAAAUUGUAAGGAACUUAGUGUUCCUAGGAAGCGAAGAUUAUCCAUAUAGACAUGUCAUUAAUAAUAUUGCCAAAAAUUGUCAUGUUACGGCCUUCAAUUCAUGGACAGCUGUCAACUACACAUGCUACACAUACACAUCAGCAUCAGAAUGUGGUUUCUUUAACAUGCUACCAAUUUUUAUGGACCAUCUGUUAUUUCCAACACUAAAAAAAACUAAUUAUAUCACAGACAUCUAUCACAUUGAUGAAUAUGGGAGGGAUGCGGGACAUGUCGCACAAAGUCUGGAUGCCUUGGAGUCUUCCAAAAAUGAGAUCAUCCUGAGGGAGGUGAUGAAUUUGGUCUAUGCCAACACCGACUACCGUUUUUCUCCUUAUGGCAAAAUGCAGAACAUACGAACAAGCGCAUCCAACGAGAAAGUAAGAAGAUUUCACAGUAAAUCGUACAGGCCGGAAAAUUGUUUUAUUAUUGUUGUUGGUUCUCAAUUGCAAAAAGUGCUAAACUGUUUGGAAUCUGUAGAGAGAAAAAUUAUUAACAAGGGUCACAGAAGUCAUUUUCACAGGCCGUGGCAAUCUGCAAUUCCCCCUUUACCUCUUGAAGACCAUUUUAUGAGUUAUGUUAAAUAUCCUUCAAGUGAAGAUGUUACAGCGACAAUCACCAUGGCAUGGCGGGGGCCUAAUAUUGUCCGUGAUUAUCCAAAGAUUCUUGCUUGUGAUAUGAUGUUUAGGUUCUUGACAGAAUCUAAUGAUAGCCCCCUUGUUCAAGAAUUUUUGAAAAUUUCCAAACCAUGGGCUACUUCAAUUACUUACCGGGUGGAAAUGUAUAUAGACUCUCUUGUCGCCAUCACUUUCAGUGGUGUGCCAAAAUCAUAUAUGAACCGUGUAAAAGAUAAAGUGGUAGAUAUACUAAAAUCAUUAACUAAAACACCAGAAGCUUUUACACCGAUUGGGGCUACUUUAAAGACCAUUAGAAAAGAAACAAUUAUAGCGCUUGAAAAAAAGUCUCUGGAUUUCUUUGUUUCCACUAUGAUCAAUUACCAGAUUUACGGCAAAAAUGAAUAUGAUUUUAAAGUGAGAGUUGAUUUCUUACCCCUCCUGGAACAUAUAAUUAAAUUACCAAUGAAAUUCUGGAUUACUUUGCUAAACAAAUUUUUCGUUCUGAGAAAGUGCGUUUGUAUUGUGGCACAACCAAGUUAUUCCGAGGUGAUAAAACAAACAAACAUAAAAGUUGAUUCAAUAAAAGACAGAGUAAAGAAACAAGGACUAGAUGGACUUGUUAGAUUUAAAAGAUAUUUCAUUGCUGCAGCUGAGGACAACAAUGUAAAAAUACCAAGAGAAAUCUUCAAUAGCCUCAAGACAUGGCAGAAGCCAGAAAAUUAUUAUCCUUUGAACCAUUACGGUUUAGAAGAAAAGACACACCCAAGGUUCAACUUUGAUAAAGUCCCCCUCAACAUGCAAAUCACGGAUAUUUACACACAUUUCAUAACUAUUUAUGCUCUGAUUGACACGAGAAAACUUGAGCUGGGAAUGCGUGCUUAUUUGCCACUUUUGUUGGAAAGUUUGAUCCAGUCCGCAAUAAUGAGAAAUGGAACGGCUAUUCCCCUAGAACAAAUUUUUCAAGAAAGACAGGAAGAUCUUAUCUCGCUAACAUGUUCACUGGGCUGCAAGCCUUCUGGGUUUUUUUCUUGUGGAUAUCCCUCGCAUUUUGCUUGCGUCUCUGUUACGGUAGAUUUUGAAAAAUACUACAAAGGAAUAAUGUGGUUGAAGGACACACUGUUUAACACUUUCUUUACUGCUGACCGCCUCAAAACAGUUGUUAAUUAUCUACUAGAAGAGGCAGUUGCAAAAUUAAACAACAGUAGAGACAUCGUAUUGCAGUUGAUGAAUGGGAUGACGCAUGAAAGAAACAGCAACUACUGGGCCUCAAAUACAAACUUACAAGUUAAGUUUCUAUUCGAGACAUUGUCAUUUUUGGACGAAACCCCUGAAGACAUAAUUACAGAGCUGGAAACCGUAAAACAGGCCUUCCUGGAUGACUCAAUUCGCUUACACAUGGUUGUCAACAUGGAAAUGCUUGCAACAAAUUACCUCGACCCGGCAGGAGUCUGGCAGAACUUCCUUCCAAACAACAUCAACGCAAAUAAAUAUUUGUGUAAAUUGAAUCAUGAAUUGACACUCCUUAAAGAGAAUCUUUAUGAUUCGUGUGUUGUAUUAGAAGGGAAAGGAACAACAUUUGCUUGUCUGUGUUCACCCUGCUUUUCAGAUUUCACAUGCAACGAUUUGCCAGCCUUGAUUGUUUGCCUUGAAUACCUUAUGCAGCCUGAGGGACCGUUUUAUAAUACAAUCUUGGAAUAUGGAGGGACAUUGGAAAUUGAGGCAUGUCCUGAGCAUGGAAAAAUAUAUUUCUUAUUGAACAAUGUCAACAGUAUUGCUGAAGUUCUCAAAUUUUGUAAAAAAACCUGUGAAGAGUGUGCAAAACGUGAUUAUCCUUGGUCAGAGGACUUGGUAGUGGAUGCUAUAAACUUUGCCGUCGUACGAAAGAUAAGCCCAGAAAGCGAUAUUAAAGAGGUCAGCUUAGAUUCUAUUGUCAGCUAUUUGACCGGCAGGCCUGUGGAUUACAAAAAGAAGUUGAUCAAUGAUAUAAUGGAUGUGACAAAAAACGAUAUUAUCAUAGUGGCUGAAAAGUAUCUGACCUCUCUAUUUGAUUUUACUAAAUCUCGCAUUGUGAUCCUAAGUGAUGUUAAUGAUUACGAAUCUAUUGCAGCUCAGUUUUAUGAGUGGGGUACCGUGUUAAAGUUGUUCAAUACUGUAGAGGAAUUUCUGAAAAGAGUUUAUUGAAUUGAUUGUUGAAAAAGAAAAAAAGAUUAAAAAAACUGUCUGAAGAAUGGCAUCGCUUGUAUAUACAUUAAUUAUAAAUAUACUACAGAGUACACACAUUAUGUAAACUU
Cimex lectularius (bed bug) is the source of this 3504-nucleotide messenger RNA. RefSeq lists its product as uncharacterized. NCBI's taxonomy places the organism in Eukaryota, Metazoa, Arthropoda, Insecta, Hemiptera, Cimicidae. The record is from RefSeq and is a predicted model, not a curated record. Gene Ontology annotation, molecular function: metal ion binding. The transcript has 18 exons. Bases 218 to 3394 code for a protein of 1058 amino acids.